Molecule: messenger RNA, 15719 nt
Organism: Pomacea canaliculata
Lineage: Eukaryota; Metazoa; Mollusca; Gastropoda; Architaenioglossa; Ampullariidae
Product: basement membrane-specific heparan sulfate proteoglycan core protein-like
Exons: 101
Coding region: 289-14373 (4694 amino acids)
Biological process (GO): axon guidance; homophilic cell-cell adhesion; dendrite self-avoidance
Cellular component (GO): axon; plasma membrane
Molecular function (GO): calcium ion binding; cell-cell adhesion mediator activity
Source: RefSeq, a predicted model, not a curated record
GUGUGUUGGCAUGCGAGAGCGCGCUGUAGGGGCAGGCCGUGACGAGUGAGAGCGGAACAUCUCUGGCUUGCUCUCCAAGGUACAAGCGGGUCACGGCGGGUGGAUCCGUACUUGUAAGUCGUUUCUGGCUACAAAAGCAACUUUCAGUGAUGCCGAGGACUCACCUACAGUGAAAGCCGGCGACUCUCUCAAGUGUGUGGAGAGUGCGGAGAGGAUCGUCAGCACGCCGUUUGUCUGUGAUACUGGUGGGGGCCUUACCAAGCCCCUCUUUCUGCUUCUUGUCGGAGAAUGGCGAAACUCCGAGAGACUCAGCUCAACUCCUGGUCUUGCAAAACUGUUUAUAUCGUGGCUCUGGUAUGCAUUGGAUGUGUUCUAGCACAUGAGCUGGAGAAGGACUUUGAGUUCACAGACAGUGAGGUGAAACUGGUGAAAAGGGCUGUGAACAGUGGUCCUUCUUUGAUAUCAGAUGACGAGGACUUGUUAGCAGACGACGUUGGCUCAGGACCAGACGAAGGCAGUGCCACAGAUGAGCCGCCUUUCACCAAGACAGUUGUUGCAGGGUACCCAGUCUUUUACCGGGUGACCAUUGCCUUCACCAGCAUCGCCUACACCUCUGGCUUGGGUGACCGCAACAGCGCGGACUUCCAGGAUUUGUCGGCUGCCCUUGCUGGCGCCAUCGAACAACUGUUUACCAAUGUACCCGGGCAGCAGAUGGUCACAGUCAUUCAGUACAGCCGGGACCCACUGUUGGUGACCCUUGAUCUUGUUUCUGAUGGGUUCAAUGACCAGCAAGUGCUACGUUCAGUCCUGGAAAAUUCCAUCGGCAGAGGCUCUAUUGGCCCCUAUGGGGUCAGCCGUGAAGGAUUCUCCUUCAAAUCCCUUCAACCCGAAGCUACAGGGAGGGAUAGAUGCAGUUCCCAUCAGUUUCACUGUGACCACGGAGUGUGCAUUGACAGUGUGCGCCGUUGUGACCAGAGGGUGGACUGCCCUGGUGGGGCAGAUGAGCGAGCAUGUCAUGACCGUUCAUGCCCCACAUACAUUGGUCGCAAGCCAGAUUUCCUUCCGCGUAAUGGCAGCAACUGGGCCAGUCUGCUCAUCAACAAUGCUUUCCCAUGUCCGGGCAGAGUAGUAAGUUGGGAGUACUAUCGCUUGAUCCCAGAAGGAGAAGCUUUUGCAGGGGUCUGGCGGCAAGUGACAGAAACUGAGUUUCUCCUCGUGGAUAGAACUUUGUUUCCACCUGCUGCGGCUGGUAGGCAGACAGUCUCUGUUACUCGUCCAAUUGAGGUACAACGUGGGGAUUUUAUUGGUAUCUUCUAUCCUCGUUCUACACGCAAUAAUGUUAUUGCUCAGGCAACACUGGCAGAUGAUGCUGUACCAGCCAGUGAGCUUUUUCAGAAUUAUUAUGCUCAGUUUUAUGAGGACAUGUUGGAGCCAGAAGUUCCCUUUGAUGUUAGCACUGUACCUUCCAGAACCACCAAUGCCACUUUUGCUAUAAGGGCAGUUUUGGACUAUGCCAGUCCCCUGGCCGUUAUACCUGUAUAUACUUGUGCCAGCAAUGAGUUUACCUGUAACGAUGGGUACUGUAUCCAAAAGUCUUAUGUGUGUGAUAGACAACCUGACUGCAAUGAUGGGUCGGAUGAACUCAACUGUGGCCCUGACGUUGAACCAUGCCUUGAAGGCCGAAUUAGAUGUGUCAGCACUGGACAGUGUAUAAACCGUCGGCUACGGUGCGAUGGUAAAGCAGACUGCCCAGAUGGCUCAGAUGAACAGUUCUGUACUGCCUGCACUGCUGAUGAGUACCGCUGCAUUGAUGGAAGCUGCAUUAGUAUUUUGCUGCGAUGUGACAGUCGUGCCGACUGUCCUGGUGGAGAUGAUGAAUUUCAGUGUCAAUCCAUUCCAUGCCGUGGCGACGAGUUUAGAUGCGAAGGGGGGCUGUGUAUUAAUGCAGUUCUUCGAUGUGACGGCAACAUUGAUUGUCCUGAUCGCACAGAUGAACUAGACUGUCCGCCACGUCAGUGCCGCAUUGAUGAGUUUCGUUGUGAUGAUGGCUCAUGCAUCCCUGGAUCCAAGGAGUGUGAUUCUCUGCCAGAUUGUGUAGAUGCUUCAGAUGAGGAUCCUAAUCGCUGCAUUCCAUUCUCCGGGGUUUGUGCCCCUAAUGAGUUUCAAUGUGAAGACGGAUUCUGCAUUCCAUCAGUCCAGCAAUGCAAUGGUGUCCUCGACUGUGCAGACAGAUCAGAUGAAUCUAACUGCCCAGAUUUUGGAGAACUUUGCCCAGAGGGGUUAUACCGUUGUGAUGAUGGCAAGUGUGUAAACCCAUUGCUGAGGUGUGAUGGUAAAAGUGACUGUGAUGAUGGAUCAGAUGAGAAAGGCUGUGUUACCCCAGACACCACCACUUCAGAAAUUAUUCCCUUCCCAGAGCUCUGUCCAGAGGGUCUGUUCCGUUGUAACAGUGGUCAGUGUAUCAGACCUGACCAGAAAUGUGAUGGGCGUCGUGAUUGUCAGGAUAAUUCUGAUGAGAUUGAUUGUGUAGGUUGUGAGAGUGGAGAUUUCCAGUGUAAUGAUGGCAGCUGCAUCGAUGGCCGACUCCAAUGUGAUGGGAUUUCUGAUUGUAAGGACGCGUCUGAUGAAGCAGGAUGUCCUGUUCUGAAGAUCACAGGCACAGCUCGUGUGGAAGAGGGACAAACAAUUCGGGUUAUGUGCAAUCUGACUGGGGGUGAUCCCAGCCGUCACACCAUCUCCUGGUUAGUGGAUGGAGAGAGUGUAAGCACAGACGAAAAUGAAAACAUUGACAUACAGAAUUUCCCUAUGCCAGAGAAAGGUUUCCUUCUUAGCCAACUACAUAUUAAACAAAGCACUGCAUUGGACACAGCCAUCUAUUCUUGCAGUGGGCCAGGAAACUUGCAAGCAGACUUUUCUGUGGAAGUUGUUGCCAGAGGCUGCAGGAGCAGUGAAUUCUCAUGUAGUGAUGGUCAGUGUAUCGCAUCACAGCGUAGAUGCGACAGGCGCUUGGACUGUGAAGAUGGCUCAGAUGAAGAGAACUGCCCCCCACGCACCUGUGGCCCUCGGGAUUUUACCUGCAGAGAUGGCCAGUGUAUUGAUGCUUUUGCCAGGUGUAAUAAAGCAUUUGACUGUGCUGACAGAUCCGAUGAGGAAGGAUGCCCCUGUGAGGAGGAUGAGUUCACAUGCACAGAUGGUCGAUGCAUCUCGUCCAGCAGGCGCUGCAACCGUGAGAUAGACUGCAGUGAUGGUAGUGAUGAAAAGGGAUGUGCAUGCAAUUCUGCUGAAUUUCGUUGCCGCAAUGGCCAGUGCAUUGCAGGACAGCGUUAUUGUGAUGGACGUCCUGAUUGUAUGGAUGGCAGUGAUGAAGAUGUUUGUCAACCUAGCUGUCGCACAGACCAGUUCCAAUGUGGCAGUGGAGAAUGUGUUGAUCGCAGACGCUUAUGUGAUGGUCGCACAGAUUGUAGAGACCUCUCUGAUGAAAGAAGUUGUCCAACAUCUCCCACACUUACCUGUUUGCCUGGACAAUUUACCUGCCAAAACAAGCAGUGUAUAGAUGCAGGAUUUCGUUGUGAUGGGCACAUAGAUUGUGAAGAUAAGUCAGAUGAAGCAAAAUGUCCUUGCAGGCAGAAUGAGUUCACAUGUGUCACUGACAGACGUUGCAUCUCCACCUCUCUUGUCUGUAAUGGCAUUUCUGAGUGUCAGGAUGGAUCAGAUGAGAUCGACUGUGGUUGUCGUGCUGAUGAGUUUACCUGUGUUUCCAACAAUCGAUGCAUUCCAUCCAGCCGCAGAUGUGAUCGCCGGGCAGACUGUGAAGAUAGAAGUGAUGAAGAGAACUGCCCAUGCUUGUCUGAAGAAUUCACUUGCGUGUCAAGUGGUCGCUGCAUUCCUGCUUCACGCGUGUGUGACCGCCGCCGAGACUGUCCUGAUAAUAGUGAUGAACAGAACUGUGCUUGCCAGGCUGAUGAAUUUACAUGUGAAUCCAGUAACCGUUGCAUCCCAUCUGAAAAUCGAUGUGAUCAGCGCAAUGACUGUGAAGAUGGCAGUGAUGAGAGAAACUGCCCUUGCCGGGCAGAUCAGUUCACCUGUGAGUCCAGUAGACGCUGUAUCUCUAGAUCACAAGUCUGCAACAGACGCAAUGACUGUGAAGAUGGCAGUGAUGAGAGAAACUGCCGCCCCAUCUGUCGGCCUGGGGAGUUUGCAUGUGUGUCUGAUGGCCGCUGUUUGCCACCGCAGUAUGUUUGCAAUCGCCGUGCUGACUGCCGUGAUGGAAGUGAUGAAGCCAACUGCCCAUGUGAUGAGGAGGUGGAGUUCCGUUGUGGAGAUGGGCGUUGCAUCCCAACUGCCUACCGCUGUAAUGGACAAGCAGACUGUGUUGAUCGCAGUGAUGAAGCCAACUGUCCUUCACGUGUAGAGCUGGUGAUAACACCAGCAAGCCUCCGUGUGCGCGCCGGACAAACAGCUAUCUUCUUAUGUCAGGCCAGCGGUGUGGGAAGCACUGGCCUUCGCUUGAGCUGGUCUAGGCCAGGGGCUUUGGGUCUUCCAUCAUCAGCUGUUGAUGACUCUCGGGGUCGUAUUACCUUGCGGAAUGUUGCUCGAGAGGAUGCAGGUGACUACAUUUGCAGUGCUGUUGGUGUUUCUGGAACAUUCCAGUCUACAGUCCGCCUGGAGGUUGACUACAUUGGGCCCACACUUCAGCCACCUACCACAUUGACCCCCCCUGAUGGGAGAUGCCAACCAGAUGAAGCGACCUGCUCCAAUGGCCAGUGCAUCCCACGUGACUAUCUGUGUGAUGGCGAGCAAGAUUGCUCUGACAGCACAGAUGAGUUAAGUUGUGGCAAUCCACUGCCCUGUGAGCCCAAUGAAUUCCUGUGUAACAAUGGGCGAUGUGCAAUGAAGAUAUGGCGCUGUGAUGGGGACAAUGACUGUGGAGAUGGAUCAGAUGAAUCAAACUGCCCAACACGAGAACCUGGUGCAGCUUGCAGGACAGAUCAAUUUAUGUGUCAGCGUGGUGAUCAGUGUGUGCCUUCCAGCUACCAGUGUGAUGGUGAGAUGGACUGUCAGGACCGGUCAGAUGAAAUAGGGUGUGUGGUUCCAACCAUCAUCAAGCCUCCAGUUCCAGAAAUUGAUGUGGAGCUCAAUGGAACCUUCACCAUUUACUGUGAGGCAGUAGGAGUGCCUACGCCUCUCAUUGUGUGGCGCCAGAAUUGGGGUAACAUACCAUCUGGUGACCGAGUCACUGUCACCAGUGUUGGUGGCCGAGGUACCCUUGUUGUCAAAUUUGCCAGGAUUGAAGAUGCUGGUGCAUACACAUGUGAGGCUCUGAACAACCGAGGCAGCAUUUUUGCUACACCUGAUGCCAUGGUCAUAGUACGCCGAACUGCCGGCGCUUGUUUACCACCAAGAUUCAACCUUGCAGCUUUAAAUCAAGAUGAGUGUGUUCGUUGUUUCUGCUUUGGCCACACUGAAACAUGCUACAGCAGCAACCUUCAGAUCUCACAGAUUACACUUGGAAACCAGCUGCAGUUGGUGAGGCGGACAACACUACAGCCUGUGGAAGAGGGAUUUGUGCGAUACAUUCCAUCAUCUGGCGAAUUUCUUGUUCAGGAUCUCAGCCGUACCUUGCCUUCUGACACCUACUACUGGAGCCUACCCAGACAAUACCUGGGUAACAGGCUCACAAGCUAUGGAGGGGAUCUUAGCUACCGAGUGUAUUACGAAGUUGAUGGCUAUGACAUUCCAACCAACAACCCUGAUGUUAUUUUAGAGGGCAAUGGCAUUUACUUGAUUCACCGCCAUGAUCCUAGAGUGCCACCUCGCUCAUCAACUACUGUUCGGGUACCUCUUGUAGAGAAUGCAUGGGAGAAAGGUGAGGGAUCUAUUCGUGGAGAUGUGCCAAUCUCUCAGUAUGCCACUCGCCAGGACCUCAUGUUGGCCCUGCAGAAUGUCACACGUAUCUUGGUGCGUGCCACUUACGACACCCGACAGACGCAAAUCAGAAUUGGAGACAUUUUACUGACUACAGCAGUAUCACAGAACACUGGGUUUGGGAGAGCUAUAAAGGUUGAGGACUGCAGCUGUCCUACUGGCUACUCUGGUCUGUCUUGUGAGAGCUGUGCCUCUGGGUUUUACCGCAUCCAGCGGGGCCGCUACCUGGGUGAAUGUGUAGCAUGCAACUGUAAUGGACAUUCAAAUGACUGUGAUCCAGAGACAGGUGUCUGUCUGGAGUGUCGGGACAAUACAGCAGGUCUGUUCUGUGAACGAUGUGCUGAGGGUUUUAUUGGUGAUGCUCGCCGUGGUACACCCAUAGACUGUGAGCCCUGUCCCUGCCCUCUUACUGUUUCAACUAAUCAGUUUAGCCGUACAUGUGUCUAUGGGGUUGAUGGACAGAUAACUUGCACAGCCUGUCCACCAGGCUACAAUGGACGUCGAUGUGAGAGAUGUGCUGAAGGUUAUCGUGGAAAUCCUUUAGUGCCUGGUGACCGCUGCACACUUGUUAAUGCUACUGAUCUCUGUGAUACAAGAGGCAGUCUGACAACUGUGCCUAGCCCCACUACAGGCAGGUGUGAUUGUAAGCCAAAUGUUCAAGGCCAGUUGUGUGAUCAGUGUCGACCAGAGACUUUUUACCUUUCUGAGGAAUACUCUCUUGGUUGUGUCCCUUGUUUCUGUAUGGGAGUGACUCAGAUGUGUCAGAGUACCUUUUGGAAUAGGGCACAGGUGGGGAUAACAUUUUCAUCUGAAUCUAGUGGAGUCACCUUAACUAACAUAAUGAAGACGCGCUCUGUUGAAACGGGAUUCCUUGUGGAUCGUGGCACUCGUGAACUAACUUAUCGUCGAUUCACUGGUCUUCCACGAGAUGUCUAUUAUUGGAAUUUGCCUGCUCGCUUCUUAGGUAACAAGGUGACUGCCUAUGGCGGAAAUUUGCGUUUCACAGUUCGCUAUCGGCCAGGACAAGAUUCAUCGCCCAUUAGUCUUGGAGAGCCUAUAGUGGAAAUAGGUGGCAAUGACAUCACAUUGGUAUACAGAGGGACACGACAGGUACCUCCUAAUAAGCAGGAGUCUUUCUCCAUCACACUUUAUGAGUCAAACUGGCUGCGUGUAGAUGGUGGGUCUGCAUCCAGGGAACAUCUCCUUAUGGCUCUUGCUGACCUUGAGUUUGUGCUAAUACGGGCUACCUACACACAGACCACAGAGGAGGCUGCACUGAGUGAUGUGUCUCUGGACAUUGCUGACGAUCGUGUCGCUAGUGAAAACCGUGCCUUUGCUGUGGAACAGUGCAAUUGUCCUGCAGGGUACCGUGGACUGUCAUGUGAAGACUGUGAUACAGGUUACACACGGUCUGGUGGAGGCCUGUACCUGGGACUCUGUGAACCUUGCAAUUGUAAUAAACACUCAAGUGAAUGUGAUCCAGAAACAGGAGUGUGCCGGAACUGCCGACAUAACACGGAGGGUGAAAAGUGCGAACGAUGCUUGCCUGGUUAUUAUGGUGAUGCCACCAGAAGUAGUGUCAACGAUUGCCUAAAAUGCCCCUGUCCACUCACAGAGUCACCAAACCAGUUCAGCCCCACCUGCAUUCUUGCUCCUGACAGACAAGUGACUUGCACUGCUUGUCCAGUGGGUCACACAGGCCGUCGCUGUGAGAGCUGUCUGCCAGGGUAUGAAGGCAACCCUUUGCAGCCUGGAAGCUUCUGCAAGCCAAUUGUGGACAGAUGUGACUGUGACACUCGAGGGACAGUGCCCAACACUCAAUGUGACCCUGUAACAGGCCAGUGCCAGUGCAAGGCUUAUGUGCAAGGUCUGCGAUGUAGUGCAUGCCGUGAUGGUUACUUCUACCUGGACGAGUCCAACCAGCAAGGCUGUCUAAAUUGCUUCUGCAUGGGCAUCACAACACAGUGUUCCAGCUCAACCUACAGCAGGGAUGUGAUUCGGCCACAGUUUAAUGCUGAUGGCACUCAUGCAUUCUCUUUCACAAACCGACGACUUUCACGUACUAUUACUGAUGGAUUUACCAUCGAUGCUGCUCGCAACGAGAUUAUCUUCAACAACUUUCAGGGUAUCCAGCGAGAACGAGAGUCACUUUUUUUCCAGCUGCCACCAAAAUUCCGUGGUGACAAGGUGACAUCAUAUGGCGGUUACUUACGAUUCACCUUGACUUAUAGUACAUCUGCAGUUGCUGGACAAGGUUACAUGGAUGUUGAUGUUGAGAUCAUUAGCAAAGACCAGCGCAUGUAUCUGCUGUUGAACCCAUCACCAAAGCCACAGGUGACACAAGACUACAGGAUUCUGCUCAGAGAGUCAUCCUUCCGUCUUUUGGAUGGUUCCACUCCAACAAGAGAAGCCUUGCUGACAAUCCUGGCAGAUAUUGAUGCCAUUUUGAUUCGAGCGACAUACAACAGCCAGAUGAGCUCUGUCUCUCUACGAAAUCUUGAGAUGGAUGUUGCUGUACCUCGCAUCACAGGAUUGCCUCCAGCACCAGAGGUGGAAAGCUGUCGGUGUCCAGAGGGUUACACAGGUCUCUCAUGCCAGGAGUGUGCACCAGGUUUCCUGCGAGUCCCAGACUCUGGAACUGCUCUGGGACGUUGCACACGAUGUAACUGUAAUGGUCAUGCAUCCACUUGUGACCCUGUCACUGGCCAGUGUCUGGAUUGUCGUGACAACACCGAAGGUGAAAGAUGUGAGCGUUGUAUAGCUGGCUACUAUGGUGAUCCCACAGCAGGCACACCCAAUGACUGUCGCCCUUGUCCUUGUCCACUCACUAUACCAUCCAAUCAAUUUUCUCGAACCUGCUUCUUAGACCAGGAUCGCCAAGUGACGUGUGAGCAGUGUCCUCAAGGCUACACAGGGAGAAACUGCGAAAAGUGUGCUGAGGGGUAUUCAGGCAACCCAGGUGAAGUUGGUGGUCGAUGCGUGUUUGAAUCUGACCCCCUACGUCCUACUGUGAUAGUCAACCCCAUUCAGCUGCAGGAGCGAGUGGGUUCUUUAGCUCGCUUCCAAUGCCAGGUAACAGGUCGUGGACCUUUCAAUGUUGUCUGGAGUCGUCUAGAUGGUCGACGGCUGCCACCUUCUGCAACAACAGGUGUUGGGCCUACAUAUGAUUUGGUACUGAGCCGUUUGGACUACACAGAUGCUGGCCGAUAUGUCUGCUCAGUUACCAACGCCUAUGGCACCAGCCGUGGGAUUGUAGAGCUUACUGUGGAACGUAUUGACCAGCCUCUUCGAGUGAUGAUUGAAGAGCCAAGACAAAUCCAAACCACUGUAGGCGCUAAUGUCCGCUUGGUUUGUGUGGCAAUUUCUUACAGCAGUGAGGCCAACUAUGUACUAUCCUGGUCAAAAGAUGGUGGAAAUCUUCCUGCUCGUGCUAUUGACCAGAAUGGUGUGCUGUACAUUCCAAAUAUACAACCAGAGGAUGCAGGGCAGUACACAUGCACUGGGUCUGAUCCUAACAGUGUUGACAGGGCUACAGCCACUAUACGUAUUGAGAGAAUUGAUGAGUCUCCUAGUGCACGUAUUGAGCCCCGUUAUCUUCAGGUCACAGAGGGUAGUCCUGUAGAAUUUAAAUGCACUGCCACCGGUGUCCCUGCACCCGUUGUUCGUUGGACACGGGGAAGAGAUGGACCCUUACCUGACUAUGCUGUUGUAUCAGAGGGUAUUUUCCGCAUUCCAAGUGUUCGUAAAGCAGAUGAAGCCGAGUAUUACUGCACUGCCACGAAUCGAGCAGGAACGGGAUCAACACGUACUAUCAUCUAUGUGACCCCAAGAGAGCCCGGAAGACUUGAGAUUCACCUCAGACUUGCACAGAUCACAGCCACAGUUGGGAGCAAUGUACAGCUCGAGUGUUAUACCAAAGGGAAUGCUGAUGUACAACUCAUCUGGUCACGCCAGGGAGGUCUUCCACCAGGCUCAUCCCAGGAUGGUGGUAUUUUAACUGUUCCCAACAUACAACCUUCUUAUGCUGGAAACUACGUUUGCACUGGCACCGAUCAAUCUGGCAGUAUUGGCACAGCUACUGCUGUUGUCACAGUCAUACCAAGGGAAAGCUAUGAAGCCCCGACAGCCCGUGUGGAGCCAGAAACACAAACAGUUGCUCAAGGCACUACAGGAACACUGCGCUGUAUUGUGACUGGAAGUCCUCGCCCCACCAUCACCUGGUCCCGUGUUCCUGGCACCCUCACCCUUAACCAUAAUGUGCAAGGAGAAAUUUUACGUAUCACUCAGGCAACGAUGGAGGACCGCGGUGUAUACAUCUGCUCUGUUAGCAAUGUGGCUGGGCGAGCACAAGCCUCUGGUAUUGUUGAGAUAGAAAGGCGGGAGAUUCCAAGGAUUGAGGUGUUCCCUCAAGAUGCGCAGACGAUUGCAAAGGGAGCCAGUGUUCUUUUCCAGUGCCGUGUAGUAGGAGGUAUUCCAGCUCCCACAGUUACCUGGUCCAGGGUUGGUCUAAAGCCAUUUACACAAACUACCGAGGUGACAGAUGAGAAUGGUGUCAUCAUGUUCAAGCGAGUCACUGGUGAUGAACAGGGUGGCUACAUCUGUACUGCUACUAAUGCAAUGGGCACUGUCACAGCUACAGUCAACCUUCGAAUUGAAGGUCCUCCAGUAAUCACAAUAACACCCGGCCAUCGUAUCACAGCCAUUGUGGGGCAACGAGUUGACCUUGAGUGCAUAGGAGAGGGUGAGCCAGUGCCAACUGUUUUCUGGAGAGCUCCUGUCCCUCGGCGUGGUGACAUUGUGCCUGAUGUGGCCAUCACUGACCCCCUUCCUGGCACAGCAAGUCUGACCUUUGAACGAGUCAGCGAAACAGAUGGCGGCAGUUACAUUUGUGUGGCUCGCAACAGCUAUGGAGUGGUGGAGGAAUCAGUAGAUCUAUCAGUUGUGCAAGGUGAGGAUCAAACUGGAGUCUCGCCAGCAGUGGAUAUUGAAGGACCUGACCGUUUAUCUCUUAAAGAAGGAGAUUCAGUGCAACUAACCUGCACUGCUACAGGUUUAAGAUCUCCAUUGAUUCGCUGGCGACGUCCCGGUGGCCUGCCUUUGCCACCUGGUCACAGCGUGUCUGGAGGUCAGCUGUACAUUCCUCGUAUUACUGCUGAGUACCAGGGUGAAUAUCAGUGCAUUGUCACAUCAGAAAGAGGAGACUACAGCUCUUCUGUGAUUCUUAUAGUGUCAGUGACACCUCGACUGAGAGUGUCACCUUCCCAGGUGACAGCCCGUGUUGGUCAGUCUAUCACCUUGAACUGCCACCCAGAGGGUGCUGGGCCAUUCCAGCUUGAGUGGCAGAAAAUUGAUGGAGUGAUAUCACCAAGUGUGCGUGAGAUUGAUGGCAGGCUGGAAAUAAGACAGGUAACUGCAGCAGAUGCUGGGCGCUACAGGUGUGUGGCAACAAGUGACGUGGGUGUUUCUGAGGGUUUUGUCACAAUCAGUGUACAAGUACCUCCUUCUGCAUCUGUGACACCUAAGAGGUCUGAACAGGCAGUUGGCGGCAAAGCUGAAUUUCAGUGUGAAGUCUCAGGUGAUCCAAGACCUGAAAUCCGAUGGGAAAAGGAGGGUGGACUCCUUCCCCCACAGCACCAAAUCCGCAAUGGUUUGCUUAUUUUGUACAACCUUGUUGCUGAAGAUGCAGGCCGCUAUAUUUGUACUGCAACCAGUGAGAGUGGCACAGUUCGUGAUUUUGUUGUACUUCGUGUAAAUGCUGCUCCAGACAUUGGCAGCACCUUAGGGCGUAGUGUGCAGACUGUAGACGAAGGCGACCGUGUGGAGUUUGAAUGCAUAGUUACAGGCACACCACGACCAACAGUAUCUUGGAGCAAACUGGAGGGACCAUUGCCAGCAACAGCCUCUGUAGGAGAUGGUAUUCUGAUCAUCCCUGAAGCACGACCAGAGGAUGCAGGCACUUACCGCUGCACCGCUGCCAAUGUGGCUGGCUCUGUGCAGUCACAAGUACAGCUCUUUGUCCAAUCUCGGCCAGUCAUAUCAGCUCUGCAGGAUUUGCAAACAGCAGCAUUGGGCAGCCCCACUACAUUGUCAUGUGAAGCACAGGGCUCACCACAGCCAACCAUUACCUGGAUCAAAAAGGAUGGUGAUCUGCCAAUGGAGCACAGCAUCACCGAGACUGGAGGCUUGUACAUCCCACGAGUAAGAGAGGAGGAUUCUGGGACAUAUGAAUGCCAGGCAUCCAACCGUUAUGGCACCACUCAGGUGCCCGUCAUUCUGAUUGUUGGAGCACUGGUGCCCUACUUCCCACAGAAUCCUAAUUCCUACAUGAGUUUUGCUCCCCUGCCUGAUGUUUACCUGGAUCUGGACAUCCUGCUGUCCUUCCGCCCUGAAUCCACAGAUGGUUUGCUGCUGUAUAAUGGACAACACACCCAGACCAAUGGUGACUUUGUCUGCUUUGGUCUGAGUGGUGCUAUCCCAGAAUUCCGAUUUGAUGUGGGAUCUGGUCCUGCCAUCAUCCGUGGAAAGAAUCCAUUAGAGCUCAACAAGUGGCACACGGUUCACCUGAGGCGAGAGAAAAAGAAUGGUACAUUGCUGGUGAAUGAUGAGCCACCUUAUUUUGGGGAAGCCCCUGGCAGAUUUGUAGGCAUGGACAUUGAGAAACCCCUUUACAUUGGAGGUGUUCCCAACUAUGAGGAGGUGCCACGUGCUGCAGGCUUCACCUCAGGUUUUGUUGGCAGUGUUUCACAAGUACAGUUAAAGGGUGUGCCUCUCAACUUGGGAGCCCAGGCCAUUGAGGUGUAUGGCAUUGAGCAGUAUGAUGCCUGCCGUGACAGCCCAUGUUACAAUGAAGGCCGGUGCCAGCCCUAUAACAAUGCUUAUGGUUUCCGCUGUCUGUGUGCUCAGGGCUUUACUGGUUUGCAGUGUGAGAUCAAGGGAGAGCAGUGCUACCCAGGUGCCUGUGGACAAGGUCGCUGCUAUGAUUUGCCUGACUCUUCAGGUUUCCUCUGCAUAUGCCCUGCAGGUUUCAGUGGUGUUGGCUGCAGUGUAGGCCUUGUGGUGGUAGACCCAGCCUUCAACAAGACUUCUUUCAUCUCAUACCCAACUAUUCAGGAUGGAAUUUUGUCAGUCAGCCUGGAGGUUGUAUUCAAACCUCGCAGCCUUGAUGAUGGCAUCGUCUUGUACAAUGCGCAGAAUGAGGAUGGGCGUGGUGACUUUGUGGCAAUCAUCAUCAAGGAUGGUUUUGUAGAAUUCCGUUUUGACACCGGGUCUGGACCAGCUAUUCUUCGUAGUCGGAAUAAGAUCCCUGUUAAUGAGUGGGCCACAGUCAGGGCAGAGCGCAAGGGAAGAGAUGGCAUGCUUAUUGUCAACAACGAAGACCAAGUCAAUGAGCAAGUUGACCCCUACUACAAUCCCUACUCUAGAAGGGAUAGAGGUGAUAUCGCUAGAGGGACAUCACCUGGAAACACCAUUGGCCUCAAUCUCAAACGACCACUUUAUCUGGGAGGAGUGGAUCCCUCAGAAGCAAUUUCCAGCAAUGUUGGAACACGAGAAGGCUUUGUUGGGUGUAUUGCUCAGCUGAAGGUGGGAUCUAAAGAGAUUGACUUGCUGGCUGAUGCCACAGAGAGUGUCAACAUCCAAGACUGUGGAGACCGCUCUGUAUGUGACCGUGAUCCUUGCCAGAAUGAUGGCGUAUGUCAGGAAGUGUCACUCACAGAGUAUAUCUGCCACUGUCAUCAAACAUUCACAGGUCGGAACUGUGAAUUAGAGAUUGAUGAAUGUAUCACUCGAGAGCCUUGCCAAAAUGGAGGCACAUGCAGUGUGGUGGAAGGUCAUUAUAUCUGCAGCUGUCCUCUGGGCUUCAUGGGUCGUGACUGUGAGACAGAGAUCACCAUUGGGGAUUCAUUUGAACUAUCAGGGGAUGGUUAUGUGGAGUUGGAUCGUGCAGUCCUGUCACACCAUCAGCGUCAGCUAAAGCAAACCAUUUCCUUCACCAUCAAAACUGUGGAACCCAAUGGUUUGCUGUUCUGGCAGGGACAGCCUCCUGGAGAACAACGAGGAGGCAAUGACUACCUCACCAUAUUUCUGCGCAAUGGAUUUGUGGAGUUUAGGUUUGAGCUUGGCAGUGGUCCUGCUGUCCUGACCUCCACAGUGCCAGUGGAUGAUGGCUUCCCUCACACGGUGGUAGUGGAGAGACUUCAGCGUAGUGCAAACCUUACAGUUAAUAAUGCACCGACCGUUACUGGAUCAUCUAAAGGCCCACUUCAAGUUAUCAAUGUUCUUGGCAACAUUUUCUUUGGUGGCGUGCCUGACUUGCAGCACUUCACUGAUGGUCAGAUAUCUUCCAACUUUAAUGGUUGCAUCAGUGACAUUCGAAUAAUGAACCGACCACCAUUAGAAGUCAGUAAAGAUGCAAUUAGUGGUGCCAAUGUGCGGCCUUGUGUGAAUUAACCAUGGCACAGCACUCUGCGAUGGCAAAGCAUAUCCAUAAUACCAAGUGCGGUGCCUGCUCACAUUGCAAUGUACAUCGUCUUCACACUCCACUAUUUAUAAGGUAUUGACGACACACUACUUAAUGGUCAAAAGUCAAUUUCAACAACUGUAUCAACCAGCAACUUUAUAAAAUGGUCGUAAGGCCACAUGGAACACAAGAAAGUGUGCUGACAGCUGAAAGUUUGCCUUGUGUUAUUAGUGCACAGAAACGUGACACUUUUUUGUGAGCUUUGAGACAAGCAGGCCAUAUUUGCCCCAUGUCCACCAGAUGUUGAAACUUGUGUAGCUCAGAGUAUGUCUCACGAUAAUUAUAUUUCUCAGAAUUGUAUGCAGCUGCUAUCAUUAAUAGUAGAAUAAACCUGAUUGAACUGCAUGCAAAAACAUGGGCAAGACAACCAUCAAAUCUUGAAUCAUGUGGUAUCUCUUGCUGUAGUGGUCUUGCAUGUUGUGCUCUAUCCUUCUGUGCAUUUACAGUGGCAGGCCCAUAUGUACAUGGUAUCAUCAGUGGCAUAUUGAGCCAGGACUGUUAGAAAUUUCCAAAAUAUUAGCAGAGCUGGAGAUGGGAUUAUUUACUAUAAAGGUGGUCUGGAGAUGUCACUUCGUGUGGUACCAAAGCCAGACGAUCAGGAAAAUUGUGAGUUAAUCCUGAAGUCUUUGUAAGCAGGGAAAUGCGCCAGUCUUGAGAGAGGUGCUGUCAAAGAUCUCCAGUGUGUUACAGCCUGAUCAGCUUGCAGGUUCACGUCAUUCAUGUUCACAAUUAGUCAGCUUUAGCCUUUUGCUACUAUUUUUAUAUUGUAACGUUUUAUACACAAAGUGUUGUAGAUGGCAGUCUGUUUGUACUCAAGUAUUGUUUUACUUGUCCCUGUGUAACUGAUUACUAAAUACUCCAGCCAUUGGUGCUACAAACAGCAACAUUUAUCGCCUCUAGAAUAUUUCUAUUCAUCAGUUUACUACCGUUUCAUACCAAAGUCCUUCACACAAUGGUGUUUACUGCCCUUCUCAUGUAUUUACAGCAUAAUAAAUACAGUACAAAUUGUUUACUUAAUUCUGAUUUCUUUAUCAUGCAUUUAACAUUGUGUUGGUUCACCCUGGGAUUACUGUGGCAGGCAUAGGUAGGCUGGUGUUCCCUUACAUUACCGAAUUCUGUUCCUGUGAAAAUGUGUGACAGCUUGUUUGUAGUUAUUGCAUGUGCGCAUCAAACAUUUGCAUGCAAACAGUAUCCCAUUGCAGGAUCAUUUGUAAAACAUUGAAACAUGUCUAGUCUGUGAUUUGAUCUGCACACCAAUAAAAUGAUGAAAUUACAA